AUGGCAUCGCCAGCUCAAGCGCAGGCUCCGGCCUCGACAUCGAAUCAACCUCUCACACCGCCAGCCGAACCCUCAUCAACAAAUAACACAGCCAACGCCAGCGCCUCCUCGCAACCACCUCACCCUACGGGAACCUCCACCACCACCGCACCCAACACAGCCAUGCCCUCCACAACUCCUCAGCCCACCCAGAUCCCAUCAACGUCACUCACAGACAGCGGUAAAUCACGGCGCCCACGCGACGUCCGCCUAAUCCACAUGCUCCUCGCCUCCCUCGGCGUAACCGCAUACCAGGAACGGGUCCCGCUCCAACUCCUCGAUUUCGCGUACCGCUACACCUCAGGCGUUCUCCAGGACGCGGUCCACCUCGCGACGGAGGGCUACGCAGGCGCCACAGAUGCAGGGCCAAGCAGCAGUCGCGGCCCCGUGGAAGUCAACAGCGUGACGCUCCCUGCGCUACGGCUGAGCAUCGCGUCGCGCCUCCAUUACCAGUUCCAGACGGGGCUGCAGAAGGAGUUUCUGAUGGAUGUUGCGUCUGAGCGGAAUCGCGUGGCGUUGCCGGGUGCGUCGAGGGGGUUUGACACUGCGGGCCAGACGAAGAGUGUGUCUGCGGCCAAUCAGAGUGUUAUCAUGGGGGGAAUGCGGUUGCCGCCGGAGCGGUUCUGCCUGACUGGCACGGGGUGGAAUAUGAAGGAUGAGUGGGAGAGUGAAGGAGAGGAGGAGGUCGAGGAUGCGGCGGCGCAGGCGGGCGUCGGUCAGGAUCAAGAGAGGAACGCUGGUGGUGGGUUGGCGGGUGUCAAGGAGGAGGGGGAUGAGGAUAUGGGCGAGGGUGACGAUGAGGAUGGCAAGAUGGAGGAUAUAUUUGGGGAGGAUACGGCCAUGGGGGACGGUGAAGGAGAUGAGGACAAGGCUAUGACGGAUGUUUAG
Molecule: messenger RNA, 927 nt
Organism: Aspergillus viridinutans
Lineage: Eukaryota; Fungi; Ascomycota; Eurotiomycetes; Eurotiales; Aspergillaceae
Product: putative transcription initiation factor TFIID, 31kD subunit
Exons: 1
Coding region: 1-927 (308 amino acids)
Biological process (GO): DNA-templated transcription initiation; RNA polymerase II preinitiation complex assembly
Cellular component (GO): transcription factor TFIID complex; SAGA complex
Molecular function (GO): RNA polymerase II general transcription initiation factor activity; protein heterodimerization activity; transcription coactivator activity
Source: RefSeq, a predicted model, not a curated record